AUGGAAGGACCAACGAUAUUGUCGCUGACACCCCUCAACUCCCAGAAAUCGUCACAAUCAAGUCCCCAGCCACAACUCCAUUCGAAAUCGAACCAGGAGUUGCAGGUUGGCUCAGUGUCUCUGUAUGGAAUCCAUAUAGUAUCAUUGAUGAUUGAAGGACAAGAACGACUUUGCCUUGCUCAAAUCAGCAACACUCUCCUUAAGCAAUUCAGCUACAAUGAAAUCCACAAUAGAAGAGUUGCCUUGGGAAUCACAUGUGUCCAGUGCACGCCCGUACAAUUGGAGAUUCUUAGGAGAGCUGGUGCAAUGCCUCCAUCAUCUAGACGUUGCGGCAUGAUAACGAGACGUGAAGCUGAACGACUGUGUAAAUCAUUUUUAAGUGAUAAUUCUCCACCAAGGUUCUGUAAUCUAUUUUUUUCUCCGAACAAAUUUAUCUUCCAUUCUCAUGAGAACCAUGCCAAUGGCAAAUAUGUGCAACCUAACGCCGCAAACUUCAACUCUUGGAGACGUCACAUGAAACUCUCGGGAAAUCCGCCAGAUAAUAUUAUUCACGCCUGGGAAGAUGUAAAAGCUAUGUUUAAUGGUGGAACUAGAAAACGUCUAUUAUCUAGUCAUGGAUCCCGUGAACCAAUUCUUCCAACUAAACGAGCAAGGGCAUCACCUACUGUUUCAACUCCACCAGCAAUUACUCCGUCAUUGCCAACACCACCUGCACACCUUGUAUUACCACGAGUACCACCGUUUCCGGAAUUGCCACUUGCUUUACCUAGAAGUCUUGCUGAUAUGUGGCAUCAUCAACAAGCGCCAGGUUUCGCUUUCCCGUCUUCUGCAAUUUCUUGGUUAUAUAAAAGGACAUCAACGUUAUUUCCAGGACACUUACCAUCCCCAUUGAGUGGUACAGGAACAACUGAAGCUAUAAUGCCAGCUGUAGCAACCUCAUCACUUCACCAAUCGGCUUUCCGUCCAGUAAUCCGACCAUCACCGAUAGUUGAGCCGAUACAACGAGAAGAUUCUACUUCAGAGGUUACUGUCGACAAAACCGAUGAUUCCGAUGAUGAAGUCGAUAUAGAAACCACCGAAGAUGAUGAUGUUUCGGCUACAUCAAUGCAAAAUAUUCAUACUAUCACCUCUACCACUCCAGCAUCUAAUAAUAAUAAUUCACAGAAAAGUUCUUCGCCACAAUGUUGGAGUCCUCCACGAGAAACGAUACUUUUGGAUACACUCGAUUACUUCGAAGCGUCAAACAAUGAUCGAGUGUUUGUGUGA
Messenger RNA from Cotesia congregata, 1266 nucleotides. The record is from the annotation of a GenBank genome assembly. NCBI's taxonomy places the organism in Eukaryota, Metazoa, Arthropoda, Insecta, Hymenoptera, Braconidae.